Molecule: messenger RNA, 1434 nt
Organism: Vigna angularis (adzuki bean)
Lineage: Eukaryota; Viridiplantae; Streptophyta; Magnoliopsida; Fabales; Fabaceae
Exons: 6
Coding region: 1-1434 (477 amino acids)
Biological process (GO): DNA integration
Molecular function (GO): nucleic acid binding
Source: RefSeq, a predicted model, not a curated record
AUGCCAUUUGGGCUAUGUAAUGCUCCAACCACAUUUCAAAGGUGUAUGCAGGAAAUUUUUGCAGAUCUCAUAGAGAAGUGUAUUGAAGUCUUUAUGGAUGAUUUUUCAGUGUUUGGAGAUUCUUUCCCUAGGUGUUUGGCUAAUCUGGAUAUUGUCCUCAAGAGAUGUGUUCAAACGAAUCUUGUGCUUAACUGGGAGAAAUGUCAUUUCAUGGUAACAGAAGGAAUUGUGUUGGGUCACAAGAUUUCUGCUAAGGGGAUUGAAGUGGAUAAAGCCAAAGUAGAGGUCAUUGAGAAACUUCCUCCACCAACAAAUGUGAAGGGAAUCAGAAGAGUCGUGCUUGGUCAGAGAAAAGAGAAGGUGUUUCACACAAUCUAUUAUGCCAGCAAAGUUUUGAAUGAUGCUCAGUUGAAUUAUGCUACUACUGAAAAGGAGUUUCUGGCUAUAGUGUAUGCCUUGGAGAAAUUUAGACCUCAUCUCAUUGGGUCUAAGCUGAUUAUCUACACAGUUCAUGUAGCUAUAAAGUACUUGUUGACAAAGCCAAAUUCUAAGCCACGUUUGAUCAGGUGGGUGCUUCUAUUAAUAGAAUUUGAUGUGGAUAUUCGUGACAAGAAGUGGAGUGAGAAUUUGAUUGCUGAUCAUUUAUCACGGUUGGUUAACAGUGAGGUUACAAGCAAGGAAGCAGAAAUAUGGGAGUCUUUUUCAAAUGAAACACUCAUGAAUUGUGAUAAUUGUCAAAGAACUGGAACUAUUUCAAGACCUCAUGAGAUGACAUUACAAGGCAUUCUAGAGGUUGAAGUUUUUGAUUUUUGGGGUAUUGAUUUUGUAGGACCUGUUCCACCAUCUUUCAACAAUGAAUAUAUAUUGGUGGCGGUGGACUAUCUUGCAAAAGUACUCAAUCAUUAUGGUGUGAGACAUAAGGUAGUUGUGCCUUGUCACCCACAGACCAAUGGGCAAGCUGAGGUGUCUAAUAGAGAGAUCAAGAGGAUCUUGGAGAAAACAGUGAGGUUACAAGCAAGGAGUGAGAAUUUGAUUGUUGAUCAUUUAUCACGGUUGGCUAACAGUGAGAGAACUGGAACUAUUUCAAGACCUCAUGAGAUGACAUUACAAGGCAUUCUAGUGGUUGAAGUUUUUGAUUUUUGGGGUAUUGAUUUUGUAGGACCCGUUCCACCAUCUUUCAACAAUGAAUAUAUAUUGGUGGUAGUGGACGAUGUGAGUAAAUGGGUGGAAGCAAUGGUGUGUCCCAAGAAUGAUGCCAGCACUCUUGCAAAAGUACUCAAACAUUAUUGUGUGAGACAUAAGGUAGUUGUGCCUUAUCACCCACAGACCAAUGGGCAAGCUGAGGUGUCUAACAGAGAGAUCAAGAGGAUCUUGGAGAAAACAGUUGUUGCAUCAAGAAAGGACUGGUCACAGAAACUGGAUGAUGCUCUCUAG